AUGGUGGACCCGGUGCCAGAAGAGGAGAAAGAGGGAGCGGAGCCUGGUGGGUCAGAAGGGGAUGGGGCCACAGCGUCCGUGCCCCCCGAUGCCCAGGGAGCCCAACAGCCUGCUGCCUCCUCGGCCUCAGCCUCCGCCGCAGCGCCCCGCAAGGCCGAAGUCCCCUGCGGGGCAGAAGGUGGGCGUCGGGAGCAGUCCCCGCUGCUGCACCUCGAUCUCUUCAACUUCGCCUGCCCCGAGGCCGAGGGCAGCCGCUACGUCCUGACCAGCCCCCGCUCGCUGGAGGCAUGUGCCCGCUGUGCGGUCAAGCCAGUGGAGCUGCUGCCCCGGGCCCUGGCUGACCUGGUGCGCGAGGCCCCGGGCCGCUCCAUGCGCGUGGCCACGGGCCUGUACGAGGCCUACGAGGCCGAGCGGCUCGCCAAGCUGCAGCAGUGCCGUGCCGAGCGCGAGCGCAUCAUGCGCGAGGAGAAGCGGCGCCUGUUCACACCCAAGGGCCCGGCUGCAGCCCCGGCCCCGGCCCCGGCCUCGGCGCUGAGCGCGGGCAGCAGCAGCAGCUGCAGCAGCGGCAGCAGCCUCCCGGCCUCGCCCGCAUCGCGGGUGACUCGAAGGACUUCACCCAGUCCCCCCGCCAGGACCCGACCCCCGCCCACCACUGCUCGGACAGGUAGGAAGAGCCACUCACUGGACUCGCUGUCCCGCCGGCGGGACGGUGCCCUCAGCUCCGAAUCCGGCGCCUCGUCCUCGGGGUCCUACAGCGGGGAAAGCCUGCGGGAGCUUCGCUGGCCACCUCGAGCUUCCGCCAGGCACAGCUACCCUGCGGGGUCCGCGUCGUCUGCACCCAACCCCCUGGGCCGCCCUUCGGCUCUCGAUCUGGCGCCACUCACGGCCCGCAGCUUCAGCCUCGGCGACCUGAGCCACUCGCCGCAGACCGCUCAGCACGUGGAGCGCAUCGUGCGCCAAGUGCGCGCCGAGCGAGGCCUGCGCGGGGUUCCCGAGCGCGACCGCAAGAUCGCCGCCCUCAUGCUGGCCCGACACCAGGAGGAGCGCCUGCUGCUGGAGCAGCGCGCCGCCGCCCACGGCCAGUGGGAGCAACAGCGCGUGCGCGCCGAGCAGCGGCGGGAGCGCGAGGAGCGCGAGAAGCAGCGCGCGCUGGAGCAGGGCCGGCGCGCCUGGGCGGCGCAGGUGGAGGAGCGCCGGGGCCGCCGGGGCCGGGAGGAGCGCGAGGCGGCGCGGAGGCGGCAGCAGCAGUGCGAGCGCAGCGAGGAGCGGCGGCGGGAGCUGGCGGAGCGCCAGGGCCUGCUGCGGCGGGAGAGGGCGGAGCGCGCAGCACGCGACGACCGGCAGCGCAAGCUGCAGCAGGAGCAGAACCUGAAGCAGCGCGAGGAGGGCCUGCAGGAAGGGCGGGAGCGCGCCGAGCUGGCCCGCCGGGAGCGCGCCCAACGGGCGGCGCGGGCCAAGCAGCGCCAGGAGGGGCAGCUGCGGCGGGAGAAGCGGGAGCUGAGCCGGGCCGAGCGGGCGCGCCACGAGGCGCUGCUUCGAGGCCGGGUCCGGCAGCAGCACGAGGAGCGGGAGGGCCUGCGGAGCUCCCUGGAGGCCAGCUUGGGCCGCGCGCAGGAGAACUACGAGCAGCUGCAGGAGCAGCGCGCCCGGGAGCUUCGGGAGCGAGCCCGGAAGGAGGAGCUGCAGGGUCGGCGGGCUAAGGAGGCAGCCGAGCGCAAAGAGCGCGAGCAUCAGGCGCACUUGGAGGCUCUGGCGCGGGCAGGCGAGCGACGGCUGCAGCACGCGGCGCAGGUGGCCGAAGAGGCGGUGCAGCAGAAAGCCCGGCGCGUGGUUCAGACUCGCCUGGAGAAGGAGAGGACCCAGCGAGCCAACAAGGAGAAGGUGGAGCGCGACGAAGACUGCCGCCGCCGGGAGCUGCUGCAGGCCAUCGGGCGCAAGCUGGAGCGCAGCGAGCAGCUGUCUCGGGAGAGGCGAAGCGCGCUGGAGAGCGCUCGCUCCACAGCCCGGGCCUCCUUCCACGUGCGGGAGAAGGUGCGGGAGGAGACCAACACGCGCUCAUUUGACCGCAUGGUGCGAGAGGCCCAGCUACAUGCCAGCCUGGACCGUAAAUGACAGCUGCCCUGUGCGCGGGCCAUCCUGCUUUAUAGAGCCAGGCGGGGCCUCCCUUAGCCUCUUGGACCAAACUCUAGGCAUCUCCAGUCCGGGGGCCAUACCAUGAACUCCCCAGACUAAUGAACCAUGAGACAAUGAGAAGCCAGACGUGGUACUUUUCCGUCUGCCACCGUCGCUUUACAGACUUACAUCGUUUGGAAAUGACAUGGCACAAUUUACCCACAUCCACCUGUGUCUUUGGGUUGGAACAGAAAAUAGCUGGGGAGGGGGAGGGUCCCCCUAGGAGAGAGCACAGAGGUGAAUGUUGGGUUUUCUGCCACAGGUGUCGGUGUCUUGGCCAUCUUUCUGACAUUUGUGUCUAAGAUGAUUUUCACUUGGAGCAGCCGAGGAGAUAAUAGCCCAGACUCACCUCUCUCUUCCAAAAUACAAGUUGCACAGAACUUAAAGUCUCCCAAGAAAGCACAGCUCUUCGAAGAUGUUAGUUCAUGCACAAAUGAUCACAAAAGCUAUGGUUUUGAGCACUGGACUGUUAAUCGGACACCUGAACAAAUUCUCCUGUUCCCAUAAUCUUUUUCAGUUGAGUCCCUAGGCUUUCUAGUUAGACAAUCAUCUGCAGAUAAUAAUCAUCUAUUCUCCCACGCGGCAUGGGAAAUGGGUCAGAUUGGUGAUGCUGUUUAGCUUUCAUGGAAGCCCUCCAUCCCUUCACCUCCCCGGAGGUGGUGGUUUCCUUAGGCAGCAGUGUUCCACCCCGUGAGGCUUCCGUGGAUGGUGAUGUAGUUCAGUGGAGGCAGUGUCUGAUGGCCGCGUCCCUGUGUGGGGCCAGCUCCUGCAGACAGAAGCUAUUGCCUUACGAAGCAGAGCUACCUUCUGUGCCUGCCCAGGCCAUUCUUGCCUAAAGCUCCAGCCUUGAAUGAAGUCUCAAGGGUGAAACCCUGAGGGAUCUGGAGUGCGUAGGAUUCCCUCUGUGAAACAGUUCAGUGCCCGGAGGACAAUUUAGCAUCCUUGGCUGCGUGGCUGUGGCGGCUGAAGGGCUAGAAUUGCCUCUGCGUUGCGUUGUGCUGGCGUUGGUAGGGUAUCACUCUUCCCUAGGAAAGUAAGAGUCUUCCCUCUUUAAAUUCCUGGUACCCUCUCAUUUAUACCUGAAGUAUUUAAUCAGUCUCUUGGUGCCUCACCUUUCCCAUCUGCCAGAUGGGGCCAUCAGAACUCUUCUGGUACCUCAAGGUCUCCUGGAUCCAAAGCACCACUACAGUGUUGUCCGUUGGUCUCCGUUGUGCCUUUCUUGACCUGGAGUUGGGAGGCAGGAGGACUGCUUUGAGCCUAGUUUGUUUCUGGUAAUAUGGGUUCCUGGCAUUAGACAGGGUAGUUCAUCACAGAGAGAUGGUCAUCUAGUGUGUGAGGUGUGUGUGUGUGUGUAUGUGUGUGUG
Messenger RNA from Alexandromys fortis (reed vole), 3536 nucleotides. RefSeq names its product coiled-coil domain containing 177 (gene Ccdc177). The coding region runs from base 1 to 2112 and encodes 703 amino acids. The record is from RefSeq and is a predicted model, not a curated record. The transcript has a single exon. Lineage: Eukaryota; Metazoa; Chordata; Mammalia; Rodentia; Cricetidae.